CAUGACACCACUUUCCCGUCUCUCACAUUUCAGCUGUAACAAAAGUGGCCUUUGCAUCUCCACGAAACAGUCAUGGAAAGCUGGCCUCACCUCCCGAGACUACUUGUCCACAUUGGCUGAGCUGUGCAGGGCAGUUUAAGAACAUUAUCCCCUUUUAAUCCACUUUGCCUUCUGCUACAUGCAGGUGGACAGACAGUCAGAUGGAGGAGGGUGCCGCAAUCACACACCCUAGAACAGAUUUGAUGGCGUUUUUGUUUUUAAGGAACAGAACAUUUUAUUUAGUUGAUCUGUGACGCUGGGUUUCAAAAAUUAUCCACGUAUUUACUUGAUCUUAUCAGCAAGUCCCUUUUUCAGAUAUGGAGGAGCCUGAUAUACGACAACAGAAGCUCGACAACCAGCGAAUCCUUCUGAUGAAAAAGCAGCAAAAGAAGAGGGCUGAUACUCAAAUGGUGGUAGCUAAUCGAGAUGCUCGGCAAAAGAACAAAAAGCAGAAAGCCGUCCGCUCAGAUGAAACACCUCUGCUCAUCAGCCAAUCCCUGAGCAACACCUCUCUGACUGAUCAAGUUGAACAUGCCCAUGAUAACCCACUGGAUGAGAUCACCCUGGGUGAAUGUGACCUGACAUCAACCACAGCAACGAAUGGGCCGCCUUCAGAAAAGCUCAUCGCCCCAAAGAAAAUGAACCUGGAGGUUGACAAUGAGCUAGAGGUGAAAAGUGAGGUGGAGAAUGAUGCUCAGACAGAGGGGAAAAAGACAAAGAAGAAAGAAGUGAAGAAAGACAAGGCCAAACAGACUGAAGAAAAUGAUGAAAAGGAAAAAGAGAUGGAUAAUAAUAAGGAGAAAAGGGAGAAAAAAACUAAGAAAAAAGACAAAGUGAAGGAGCCAGAUGAAAAACAACAGAAGACAAACAAGACAACAAAACAAGAGCGAAAAAAAAAGCACUUAAAGGAGUCUUCAAACCAGGAUAUGGAGGCUGAGGCAGAGGUGGAGGAAUCAAGUAGUCCAAAGGAGAAUAAACGGGAAGAAAGUGACAAUGACAACGAAGAAAAGCCCGUCCCUCAGUCACCUAGGAGGAAAAAACGUCUUGACACAACCCGGUGCCAAAUAAGUGAUGAGAGCAAAGACGAGGAAAUCGAGGGAAAGGAGAAGAAGGAAAAGAAAAUCAAAAAGUCAGAGAAAAUAACGCACAGUUUGGCAUCUUUGAACUCUAACUACAGAGAGACUUCAUCCUCAGGGAGUGAGUCUAAUGAAAGGUCAACAUCUCCGAUGUCUGUGGAGGAUCUGGAGAAGUUUGCUCUGCGUCCAGCUCCUAGAGAUGUGACCAUCCAGUGCCGGGUAACAAGGGACCGUAGGGGUGUGGAGAAGGGCAUUUACCCAACCUACUACCUGCACAUGGAGAAGGGGGACGGCAAGAGGGUUUUUCUGAUGGCUGGCAGAAAAAGAAAGAAGUGCAAAACAUCUAACUAUCUCAUCUCCACUGAUGCAACAAAUCUGUCCAGAGACACAAACUGCUACAUAGGAAAACUAAGGUCAAAUGUUCUAGGUACAAAGUUUACAGUCUAUGAUGGAGGUGAAAACCCAGAGAAGGAACCUUUCAUCAAGGAGUGUGAGUCAGUGCGGCAAGAACUGGCAGCAAUUUGCUAUGAGACAAAUGUUCUGGGCUUUAAGGGUCCGAGGAAAAUGACUGUGAUCAUCCCUGGCAUGCUGGAGAAUGACGAAAGAGUAUCCAUCUGUCCAAAAAAUGAACUUGAGACUCUACUGGUUCGCCAUGCCAACAACAACACAGAGAAACUGGUCACACUGGUGAACAAAGCCCCAAGCUGGAACGAACAGACCCAGUCAUACGUGCUUAACUUUCAUGGGCGUGUCACCCAGGCAUCUGUCAAGAACUUCCAGAUCAUCCACCCUGAUAACGAGGACUACAUAGUGAUGCAGUUUGGCCGUGUAGCAGAGGAUGUAUUCUCCAUGGAUUACAGUUUCCCUCUGUGUGCCCUGCAAGCCUUCGCCAUCACCCUGUCAUCGUUUGAUGGUAAACUGGCCUGUGAGUGAGCAGAGCCAAUACGCCUCAAGUGCUUCACUGGAUCCAUGAAAUAAACUUGAAGUUCAUCCGUACCCAUAAUUUCCACAAGAUCAUUUUAAAGAUUUUGUUACCUGGUGCAUUCAAUCUCUUUGUCUUCAGAGACUGUAGAUGUGUUAAUAGGGGCAGUGUUAUUUUAAAGUGGAGGAAGUCAUAACGGUUAUUUAAUGGCUAAAUUAACUUGAUGGUCUUUCUUUUCAUGUUUGCCAGAUGUGUAAAGGAAUUGUGCAAUUUGAAUGUUGAAGAUGGCUGUGUGUAAACACUAUCAGUUUAAUAUUAA
Molecule: messenger RNA, 2356 nt
Organism: Cheilinus undulatus (humphead wrasse)
Lineage: Eukaryota; Metazoa; Chordata; Actinopteri; Labriformes; Labridae
Product: tubby protein homolog
Exons: 12
Coding region: 357-2048 (563 amino acids)
Biological process (GO): protein localization to cilium
Cellular component (GO): cilium
Source: RefSeq, a predicted model, not a curated record